Dendronephthya gigantea is the source of this 1257-nucleotide messenger RNA. RefSeq lists its product as uncharacterized. The transcript has 2 exons. Bases 28 to 1257 code for a protein of 409 amino acids. The record is from RefSeq and is a predicted model, not a curated record. Lineage: Eukaryota; Metazoa; Cnidaria; Anthozoa; Malacalcyonacea; Nephtheidae.
UGGCAUACACCAUGAAGUAGCAUCACAAUGGCAGUGAAACCUUUCUCAAAAGAAGAAUUGAAUUUCUUCAAAUUUGCAUCCAUCGUUCACGAUGAAUUUCCAAAGAUGUUGCGUUCGACAUUUGUAACAUUGUGGGAUAGGAAGAUUGCGCCGUUGCCUGGUUACCAAGUUUGGGACGACUCACCCGCAGUUCGCACGCUUCUUUUGACUCUCGAAGGUGGUACAACUCCCAUACCAACCAAUGAUUCGUUCGAGGAUUGGGAUUGUACAGCCCUGUUCAAGGCAACUAUUUAUUCUAAGACUUUUGCAAUCUCUACGACAACGACCAUCAAGACACUCAGUGAUAAGUUUUUAAGGGGGAAGAAACCCAGUCCUUUUCAUGCUUCGCUUAUCAGUCCAACUGGUAACCAGGAUGAAACUAUAACUUUAGCUAUCGACCAAGUUCGACUGCUUAGAAACACGUUUUGUCACUUGCCUAAGCUUGGUAUGACAAAACCUGUCUUUGAUGACUAUGUUCAACUUGUUAACGAUGCUUUUACUGCUGUGGGAUUCUUAACAGAUCAAAUUGAUUAUAUUAGUUGCCUAAAGCAGUCAGACUUUCCAACUGAAAGAGUUGAUGAGUUGAAGAGAGAAAUUAGAUCAAUUGAGUUGGAGCACCGCAAAUUUCUUGAGGAAAAACUGAUGACAACAAUGAAUGAAAGGUGGGAAAUCCAGAUGUUCUUUAAUGAAUAUUUUUCACAAAAUCUUGAAGAAAUUAGGAACCGUGUCAUCGAUAACCAGACUACUGAAACAGAAUGUUCAACAAUUGUGCAGGAAAAUCGUGAAUUCGCAGCACUCGGUUCUCAUCAUCCCGAGCUGAGCAGCGAUGGAGGUGUUAUCGUAUUCCGUAUAACGGCUGAAAUGGCGCGAAAAGAUAAAGAUAAGGUUUUAGAUACUGUUUCUCUUGUUGAAAUUUUAUAUUCAUGUGAACAAAUUAAACCGUCAGUUUUCCAUGAGGCCCUCGAAAAAGGCUUUGGCGAUAAGACGGACCAAAAAUUUGGAGUGGUCAAACCAACAUGCCUCCUUGUCCCACUGUACUGUCUCUCAGAUGAAAGGUUUCUUGAGGUUUUGGAUGACUUUGAAUCUGGAAGGCUAAAACAACGUUUGCUGGAAGAAUUUUCACAGUUUCGAGAUGAAAUAAAAAUUAUGGAAAUUGAGUUAAUGAAAAUGGAAGAAGUAAACAAAACGAAGGAUGAUAUAAAAAGAAAGUAUGUAUAA